GGACCUGGAGACGCUGCUGCCGAAUCCGACGCCUGGUGCUCGCUACUCUGGAGGCACUCCUUUGGACUUACAACUAUGAAACCUACAGAGUGGAACACCGUGAUGCUUCUGCUGUUGGGCAUAUGAUGAGGAGGAGAGGUUGGCUUUGGAGUGUGGGGAGCCUGAGUCAUUGCUGAGCACUUGGAGCCCAGCCCAACUACUGGAGAGCCCACAACACCAUGAACAAACUGAACUUCCACAACAACAGAAUCAUGCAGGACCGCCGCAGCGUGUGCAUCUUUCUUCCUGAUGAUAAGUCUUUGAACAUCAUCAUAAAUGUUAAAAUUCUAUGUCACCAGUUGCUGGUCCAGGUGUGUGACCUGCUCAGGCUAAAGGAUUGUCACCUCUUUGGACUCAGUGUUAUACAAAAUAAUGAACAUGUAUAUAUGGAGUUGUCACAAAAGCUUUAUAAAUAUUGUCCAAAAGAAUGGAAAAAAGAGGCCAGCAAGGUACGACAAUACGAAGUCACUUGGGGCAUUGACCAGUUCGGGCCUCCCAUGAUCAUCCAUUUCCGUGUGCAAUACUAUGUGGAGAAUGGCAAAUUGAUCAGUGACCGAGCAGCAAGAUACUUUUAUUACUGGCACCUGAGAAAACAAGUCCUGCACUCUCAGUGUGUGCUCCGAGAGGAGGCCUACUUCCUGCUGGCAGCCUUUGCUCUGCAGGCCGAUCUUGGGAACUUCAAAAGGAAUAAGCACUGUGGAAAGUACUUUGAGCCAGAGGAUUACUUCCCCUCGUGGGUUGUUUCCAAGAGGGGGAAGGAAUACAUCCUGAAGCACAUUCCAAACAUGCACAAAGAUCAGUUUGCACUGACCGCUUCUGAGGCACAUCUGAAAUACAUCAAAGAGGCCGUCCGACUCGAUGACGUCGCUGUCCAUCACUACAGGCUCUACAAGGAUAAAAGGGAAAUCGAAGCUUCGCUGACCUUAGGAUUGACCAUGCGAGGAAUACAGAUUUUUCAGAAUUUAGAAGAAGAGAAACAGUUACUUUAUGAUUUCCCCUGGACAAAUGUUGGAAAGUUGGUAUUUGUGGGCAAGAAGUUUGAGAUUUUGCCGGAUGGCCUUCCCUCUGCCAGGAAGCUGGUGUACUACACAGGAUGUCCCACACGCUCCCGGCACCUCCUGCAGCUGCUGAGCAACAGUCACCGCCUCUACAUGAACCUGCAGCCAGUCCUGCGCCACCUCCGAAAGCUGGAGGAGAAUGAAGAGAAGAAGCAGUACCGGGAAUCCUACAUCAGUGACAACCUAGACCUGGACAUGGACCAGCUGGAAAAGAGGUCACGGGCCAGUGGGAGCAGUGCUGGCAGUGUGAAGCACAAGCGCCUGUCUCGCCACUCCACCACCAGCCACAGCAGCUCCCACACCUCGGGCAUUGAAGCAGAUACUAAGCCCCGGGAUCCAGGGCCAGAAGACAGCUGCUCAGGCAGUGCCAUGCAUCGCAAGCUGAAGACCUGCAGCUCCAUGACCAGCCACGGCAGUUCCCACACCUCCGGGGUAGAAAGUGGCGGCAAAGACCGCCUGGAAGAGGACUCGCAGGAUGAUGAAAUAGAGAUGUUGGUCGACGACCCCAGAGACCUGGAGCCAAUGAAUGAAGAGUCGCUGGAAGUCAGCCCCGACAUGUGCAUCUACAUCACGGAGGACAUGCUUCUGUCACGGAAGUUGAACGGCCACUCUGGGUUGAUUGUUAAAGAACUUGGCUCUUCAACCUCCAGCUCUUCAGAGACAGUUGUCAAGCUUCGUGGACAGAGUACCGAUUCUCUACCACAGACUAUAUGUCGAAAACCAAAGACUUCCACUGAUCGACAUAGCCUAAGCCUUGACGACAUCAGACUGUACCAGAAAGACUUCCUGCGCAUUGCGGGUCUGUGCCAGGACACCGCUCAGAGUUACACUUUCGGGUGUGGCCAUGAACUGGACGAGGAGGGCCUCUACUGCAACAGCUGCUUGGCUCAGCAGUGUGUCAACAUCCAAGAUGCUUUUCCUGUCAAGAGAACCAGCAAAUACUUUUCUCUGGAUCUCACCCAUGAUGAGGUUCCGGAGUUUGUUGUAUAAAGCCCGCUUGCGUGUGGCUGCUGUUUGCUGGAGGUGUGGAAGUCCUCAGUUCUUUACAUAUUGUGCCAUAUUUUUUCACCCCAAACUUAGCUCUUUCUUUAUAAUAUUUGUGAUGGAAAUAAAGCCUUGGGACAAUUGCACUUUAAGUUUCAUGCAGAGGCGAAUGAAGUACAGAGAAUGUACAGAAAGACAAGCACCCAGAUGUUUAUGACCCUUUGGAAGGAAGUGUGCUUACUGCUUAUGAAGCUUUGAGACUGUUAGACUGUGGUGUUUGCUCAUCGGUUGUUUUCUCCUUCUGAUACAGUUUUUUAUCACGUGGAAGAUGUUAGGCUUGUGUGCUUAUCAAUUUUUUAGCUACUCCCUCAUGAAAUGCUCAGUGUUUUUUGGGAGGAGAGAGGGAAGUUUUCUCUGUAAUGGAGAGCCAUUCUUAGAACACAGCCAUUGCUGCCUCAUGAGGCUGUCCCAAAGUGAACACUGACGAAGUCGUUGGGGUCGUGUGGUUCCAGCCAAAGAUGCGAAUGUAACAGAAGCGCCGCUCAGAGUCCAGAAGAUAUGUGCUGGGACACCUGUGGCUCCUUCAUGCCUAACCAAUGCCAUGUCCACUGUUUUACUCUUCUGGAAAGCUCUGGGAUUCAGUUGUCCUCAUGACAUGGUGCAUUUUGCAGAGUUUACAAUACUGGUAUGUGUUAAAACAAUGGAAAUGUCUUUGGAGAUGUUUAUAUGUUUGGUGGUACUUUUUUUUCUUGUUUUUUAAUUAUGGUCAACAAAUUAUGGUAAUGCUAGUUUCUGCUUAAACAAGAUACAUAUCCUAACUAUAUGUGUAUGUUACACAUGUAUAGAUACAUGGGACUGUGUGUGUUUAAAGCUUACUGACUUCAUUUUGACUUCCAUGACUAUCUUGCAUAUAUAGAAUUCCUUGUUUAAUGUUGAAGAUACAUCAUGGGAAGAAUGGUAGCCGCAGACAAUCAGAUGAUACAUGUGAAGUGAAGAGUGACUUUUCUCAUGUGCCUUUGGCCAUGAUUCUCAACCCUGGUUGCAUAAUAGAACUGUGUAGGGAGCUUUUAAAAAUGUCUGGGUCCCACCCAGGCCAAUUAAAUCAGCAGCUUGUGGGUGAGGCGCAAGUGAAAUUGCCUUUCCUUUGAGUUUCCCAAGUGGAGCUAAUGGAAAGCAGGGUUAGAAACCACUGACGAGGACUGUCUUUUUAUUCAUUAUGAAGUAAAAGUAGACCAAGGAUGUUCACAUCUGAGAAUGGGCCAUUUUUAGGAUAGUUACUGCCGUACUGCUGUUACAGUGUAUAAUGAAACCAAGUCAGGAGAAUGAGUUGAUCAACUUUUGAUGUACAGUGAAAAUUUGCUCAUGUUUCAGGAGAGAACUUCAUAGCACAAUGUCUUUCUAUGAGAUGUUUUUAAUGAUUUAGUAUUUUACAACAUUUGUUUACCAUAUUUUGAUAUACCAUUUUUGCUAUCCGACAAGUUUUAUUAAAAAAAACUAUAUAUUAUUUUCUAAAGAAGCUCAUAUUUUUGUACCAAAUUAUGUUUUCAAGUAACGAAGAAAUAGAUUUAGGGUAGAGCAGAACAUAAGCAGUGUUCCCUGUGGAUGGGUGUCAGUAUUAUAAACCUACGGCAGGUGCCAGGAGCACGUCCGCCCUGCCCUCCCGAGCAGGCGGCACCAGCAGAACCCCACCUGGUUACUUUCACCUGACACUUUAAAAGGAAAAAAGGUUCUGUGUAGUUCUGUGUUCAUAAAAUUAUUUUGCUUUUGUCAAAUGCUUUAAAAGAACCAAAGUUUCAGAUAUCAGAAUGUAUAAAAGUAUAUCUGUGUCCUUACAAAAGGAUAAAAGUCUGAAGGGACUGCUUAAUGAUUUUAAUUACUAGUUAAGUAAUCUGCCAUUUUUUAGGGAUGUUUAGGAGACAGCUGUUGAAGUCUGUGCUCUGCAGAACCCAGGUCUCUAUGCAGAGUUUCCAUAGCCCGAAGCAUUUCUUACAGAUAUAAAGACAAAAGUUGCUUAAUUGAAUAGGUCAUUUUUGUACUUUCUUUGCACUCUGCUCCGUCCACAAUCCAGACUUCAGGGCUUUGUUGGCAUUGGUGUUUUGCACACCCUCUUUCUAAUGGGAUUUAUGAAUAUUCUUACAGAUUUUCAGAAAUGAAACAUGCUAGGGAUUAUUUUUGGUUUCUGAUCCGUGGUCAGCAGUAGAAUUAUAUAUAGACAUGUGUAUGAAAAUUCAUUUUGGAUAAUCCACAUUUUGUAUUUGGAAAUUUGUUUUUAAAAAUAAAGGAAAAGAAUAGUAUAACGCUGUUAUUUAUUCUGCACUUGUUACAUAUGCGUUGCUGGUAAGUACACCAGUUGGUCCAUGCUGCCUCUCCACAUCAUUUGUAUUUGCAACAUUGAGCUUUAUAUCUACAUAAGCUGUAAAUAAUCCUUUCUGUGAAAGGAUCAUAUUGGAUGAUAACUAAAAGUAUGUAAAAACUGCAUUAUUUUGUAAUUAUUUCUUAUAGGUGUUUCAUGGUAAGAGCAGUCAAUAAAGUUAACUUUUUUGGCUUUAA
Messenger RNA from Nannospalax galili (Upper Galilee mountains blind mole rat), 4631 nucleotides. It is a transcript of the gene Frmd6, whose product is annotated as FERM domain containing 6. The coding region runs from base 219 to 2087 and encodes 622 amino acids. NCBI's taxonomy places the organism in Eukaryota, Metazoa, Chordata, Mammalia, Rodentia, Spalacidae. The record is from RefSeq and is a predicted model, not a curated record. Gene Ontology annotation, biological process: positive regulation of hippo signaling. The transcript has 14 exons. Gene Ontology annotation, cellular component: cytoplasmic side of apical plasma membrane; cytoskeleton.